AUGUGUGAAGACAACCACACUGAAGUAACUGUUUUCUUGCUUCUUGGAUUUCAAGGACUGUAUAAAUUUAAAAUUCUUUUCUUCACUCUGUUCCUUUUACUAUAUGUGGUGAUAUUGAAUGGAAACCUUCUCAUUAUUGUUUUAAUAUCAAUAAAGGAACAUCUAAAAAUCCCAAUGUUCUUCUUCCUCAAACACUUGGCAAUAGCUGACCUACUGAUAUCCACCUCCGUAGUCCCAAUGAUGUUAGAUAUUAUACUGAAGGACGAAGGAGACGUAUCGCUGGUUGGCUGCAUUAUUCAGCUUUACUGUUUUGCUAUUUCCGGUUCUUUGCAAAGUUUUCUGAUUGCUGUCAUGUCCUUCGAUCGGUAUUUGGCCAUCUGCAACCCACUCCGGUAUUCGUCCCUUAUGAACCCCCAUGUUAUUUCCCAGCUGAUCAUUGGGUUGUGGGUCUUGGUUAUUAUUUUAUUAUCAAGUGAAGUGAUUGAGUUAUUUCAAUUUAAAUACUGUGGGCCGAAUUCUAUAGACCACUUUUUCUGCGAUUUCAGCCCCGUAGUUGAAUUGUCCACCUCAGACACUUCUUUGAUGCUUCAAGACUUUUUUGUUUCCAUCGUUACAAUAUUUUUACCAUUUGCCUUUAUUAUUAUAACAUAUACCUGUAUUUCGGUCACUAUUCUGAAGAUAUCUUCAACUUCUGGGCGAAGGAAAGCCUUCUCCACUUGUAGUUCACAUUUGACCGUGGUUUGUGCUUAUUAUGGAGCAUUAAUCAUUGUGUAUGUGGCACCACCUGAUGACAGUUCAAUCAACAUGAACAAAUAUAGGUCUCUCCUGUACAUGGUGGUGUCUCCAUUGAAGAAUCCAAUGAUAUAUAGCUUGAGAAACCAUGAGAUCAAGAGAGCUCUGCAAAAAAUGAUGGCUACGUUUAAAACUUUUUGCACAUAA
Messenger RNA from Staurois parvus, 939 nucleotides. The record is from the annotation of a GenBank genome assembly. NCBI's taxonomy places the organism in Eukaryota, Metazoa, Chordata, Amphibia, Anura, Ranidae.